AAUCCACUCGUGAAGGCCGUUAAAAUUGUUCGUUUACUUGCAAUUACUCUGCAUCGGCGAUGCCUCCACCUAUGCUCCGCCUUAUGUCUAGCGCCUCCGUGUCUACUGUCGCCGGUCUCCCGCCAAUUCUUCCUAAACCUCCCAUUUCAAUUCAAAAGCUCCCCGUCAACCCCAAUCAAGAGACUCAACAGAAACUGCAACGCCAUCUUCAAAAUCAAAUCCAGUUCUCCCGCAGAGACGCUGCUUUUCUCUCUUUAGUCUCUCUCCUCACUUCCCUCUUCCAUCCCCCUCAAGCUUCUGCCUUCUCCAUUGGGAUUUCAGGACCAAAGGAUUGGCUUAAAGAGCAAAAGAGGAAGUCUUCGAAAUUCCUUUUGGCCCCAAUAGAUGCUUCUCGCCAAAGCCUUCGCUCCGCUUAUCUUUUGCUCACUGACAAGGAAUCAACUAAUUUGAGUAAGGAUUUAGAGGAUGUCCAAAGACUCUUGAAAUCUGCCGCUAGGGAUUGUGUUGUACAAGAGAGGAAUUCCUUCGUUGCAUUUCAAGCCAACACCGGAGUCGAGGUUUGCACAUUCCGUUUGAUUGUGAAUAAUGCUUCUUCUUUGCUUGAGAAGAAGAAUCCUGUUAAGCUGGAAGCUGAAGCUAUGCUAGAUGAUCUUAUAAGCUCAUUUACCUCUCUUAAUAGUUUGGCAAACGAAAGAGAUAUUCAAGUUGCUUCCAACAGACAAAUGGUUGCAGAUGCACUCAAGGAUACCUUAAUUUCUCUUGACAAAUUUGAACAGGGGGUUAAGGACUGUCUGGAAGUAUGACAAUGGCAGCUUCCUUUAGUAACUGUAAAUUUGCAGUAGCUUUCAUACUUUGGACCUGGUGGAGAAUGGAAGACUGUAAGAAAUGCAUAUGUUAAUUUGAUCUUUGUUGUAAAUUUUGUUCAUUUUUCCAACUUCUCAUGUGUUUGUUUCAUUGU
This is a messenger RNA of Hibiscus syriacus, 958 nucleotides long. RefSeq lists its product as uncharacterized. Gene Ontology annotation, cellular component: chloroplast. Lineage: Eukaryota; Viridiplantae; Streptophyta; Magnoliopsida; Malvales; Malvaceae. Bases 60 to 803 code for a protein of 247 amino acids. The record is from RefSeq and is a predicted model, not a curated record. The transcript is spliced from 6 exons.